CACGGGCAGUGCCGCCGGGGGAAACGCCGCCGUCCCCAGCGGGUCACGGUGCCCCGUGUCCCGCGGGGAGACCUGCCCAAGUCUGUUCAGAUAGGGACCGGGAAGCGGCUGGCUGCCAGCUCCGGGGGCUCAGCGGGGCCUUGGGAGGAACCGGCGCUAUCGGAUAAUACGAAACCCCAGGACUCUUUUAUUUGGGAAACCUGUAUUUGAUGACUGUGAACUUGAUGAGUGGUGAACUUGGCGUUGCUAAAUGUGACAGAGAGAGCAACAGCGUUUUGGAGGGAAGACAGAAAGGCUGAUUUUCCAGCCAGCCAUGGAGAUGUUGCGGCCGCGGGCGUGAAUGGAAGGACAUGGGGCUGGGUCAGCGCCGCGGCUCAGAGCAAGCGCCAGCCUUGAUCUCAGCAAUGCUUAUCAAUAUCUAAAGGGCAGGUGUCAAGAGGAUGGGGCCAGACUCUUCUUAGUGGUGCCCAGUGAGAAGACAAGGGGCAACAGACGCAAGCUAGAACACAGGAAAUUCCAACUUAACAUGAGGAAAAACUUUGAGGGCGGGAGAGCACUGGAACAGGCUGUCCAGAGAGGUGGCGGAGUCUCCUCUGCAGAUACUCAAAACCUGUCUGGACGCGUCCCUGUGCAACCUGCUGCAGAUGCUUCACAGAUGAGCUGAAGUGGAACCAUAUGGAAAUUGUUUUAAUUUUUUGUAAUGAAAGCUCUGUUUUAAGAUGUGUGGAACCCCUCUGAACACAAUAAUAUUUGGCUUCAGGACAAAGUUAACUGUAAAGAAGAACAGAAAAUGGAAAGAAAACUGAGAGACUUCCAGAUCAACAGGCAGAGCAGAAAGAUACAUGCAGUGGGUUUGCAAUGUGGCUGCUGGUCGUCACUGGACUGCAAGUACAGAUUCUGACCCUCCGUCCCACUGCCUCUCGGAGGCAGUAGAAAAUGUCUUUUCGUGGACGAGGAGGUGGAGGAGGAAGAGGAGGUGGCUUCAAUCGUGGAGGAGGUGGCGGCGGCGACAGAGGUGGCUUUAAUCGUGGUGGACGAGGUGGCUUUGGACGGGGAGGUGGACGAGGAGGCUUCAACAGAGGCGGAUAUGACCAGGGGCCUCCAGAAAGGGUAGUUUUAUUGGGAGAGUUCAUGCAUCCGUGUGAAGAUGACAUUGUUUGUAAAUGUAAAACAGAAGAAAACAAGGUGCCUUAUUUCAAUGCCCCAGUGUACUUGGAUAAUAAGGAACAGAUUGGCAAAGUCGAUGAAAUCUUUGGACAGCUAAGAGAUUUUUAUUUUUCAGUGAAACUGUCUGAGAACAUGAAAGCCUCUUCAUUUAAAAAAAUGCAAAAGUUUUACAUUGAUCCAGCAAAGCUGCUACCCCUUCAGAGAUUUUUGCCAAGGCCUCCUGGAGAAAAAGGUGCUCCCAGAGGAGGUGGUAGAGGAGGACGUGGUGGUGGACGUGGAGGAGGAAGAGGCGGUGGUAGAGGAGGAUUCAGAGGAGGAAGAGGUGGAGGAGGAGGAUUCAGAGGAGGAAGAGGUGGAGGAGGAGGAGGAUUCAGAGGAGGAAGAGGUGGCGGAGGAGGCUUUCGAGGAAAAGGGUAUUAAAAAUGGAGCCAUGAGUAUCUCCCUGCUGUCUUACUGUGUCAUCUGCAGAAGUGAAGAGCAAGGAAAAAUUUUUGUAAAGGAUCCUGAAAAAGUUCUUUUUAUAAAGAGCUUGAAGCUGUAAAAU
Chroicocephalus ridibundus (black-headed gull) is the source of this 1711-nucleotide messenger RNA. It is a transcript of the gene GAR1, whose product is annotated as GAR1 ribonucleoprotein. The transcript has 9 exons. Bases 937 to 1587 code for a protein of 216 amino acids. Gene Ontology annotation, cellular component: box H/ACA snoRNP complex. Gene Ontology annotation, molecular function: box H/ACA snoRNA binding. Gene Ontology annotation, biological process: ribosome biogenesis; snoRNA guided rRNA pseudouridine synthesis. NCBI's taxonomy places the organism in Eukaryota, Metazoa, Chordata, Aves, Charadriiformes, Laridae. The record is from RefSeq and is a predicted model, not a curated record.